ACAAACAAUAUUUCUAAUUCCAAUUCUUUUCUCAACUACAAGUCUUUUCUUUCUCCCUCUUAUUCAAUAUCCUAUUUUGUUAUACAAGUACCAAUUCACAACAAAGAAAAUCUCAAUCUCAAUCUCAAUGUCCAUGCAUAGAUCACUAUGGUUACCAUUGUCCAAUCCAACAACAUACCAAUCUUUAAUGGAUCCAAUUCCAAUAACUCCAACUCAUUCUCAUUCUAUUGGAUGGCAAGAAACUUGGCCUUUCAUUCUUGCAACCCUCUCAAUUUAUUUUUGUGUUUCAGUUAGUCUUUUAUAUGGAUUCUAUGGCGAUUCUCGUUUGAUUCUUGGUCCAAGUUCGUCGCGUUUGGUGAAAGUAACUUCAGUUUUUGUCGAACAAAUUCAAGUAUCUAAUGAGUAUACUACUAGUAAAAAUCAUGUUCAUCUUUAUGCGUUCAAUGAGAAACCUGAGUUAAGUUCCCAGACAAAUUGGACUACGUCGAAGUUUUUAUCUCUUCAAGCGUAUAGUCGGAAGGGAAUUUCUUUGUGGUUAAAUAAAGGCUCUACUAUAUUUUUGAGGUGGGAAGCAGAUGCUGGUAGUUUAAAUCAACUCAAAGGGAUAGUGAUUAAAGGAGAAAGGAGGUAUGAAAAACUAAAGCCUAAACAAACUACCUUCCCUGAGGCAAUGCCAAUGGUUGUCAAAGAGUCUCACAAUGGUAAAGAAGCUGAAUACAUUGUUGAGGAAGAUGAUAGGUACCACAUUGCUGUUCUAAACAUGAAUCCAAGGAACAUAAUCUUGACCAUGAAUGUCAAUGUUUCUGCAAAGAUAUAUGACACUACAAAGUCCACAAAUAUGUGCUCUACUUGGAAUGGAUCAUGCAAACUUGACACUUUUUUCCCUAUCACAUAUUAUGUAAUCCUCACAUCAUCAAAAAAUGGAAAUAAUGAUGAUGAUGAUGCAUGGUUUGUUGAAGUUUCUUUCUUGGCUCGAGUUUUUUCCUAUGUAAUUCUUCUAGGAAUGUUCAUGAUAGUGAUUUUUCUGAUAUUGAAAUGUCUUGGCAGUGGCGAUGGUGAUAACGAUAAUGUAGUUGCAGCGCAAGAAGUAACCGAAACCGAACCUCUCGUACAUGCGCAGACGAAUAUAGUGACUUAUGGAACAAACAAGUUUCAUGAAAAAGAAGACUCAGAAUCAGAAUCAGAUGCGUUAAGUAGUUCUUCGGAAGAGUUAUACAACGAAAAGUUGUGUAUAAUUUGUUAUGAUGAGCAAAGAAAUUGUUUCUUUGUUCCUUGUGGUCAUUGCGCUACUUGCUAUGAUUGUGCACAAAGGAUUAUGAAUGGGGAGAGUAAGGUUUGUCCUGUUUGCAGGAGACUUCUUCAUAGAGUGAGAAGAUUGUUCAAUAGUUAGGCUCAUAGUUCUAAUUUGGAAUCUACAACAAUUUUUUUUUUUUGUGUAAUGUAAAGAUUUUGGAGUCUGUAAUCGCAAUUUUAGGCGCAUUGGACACAAUUUAUAUGUUUGCAACUUCAGUGUAAAAAUUGUGUCUGAUUUUUACUUCUGUUUUUGAGGAAAUUUAAUUCAAGAGAAUAUCUUCAAGCUAUAAGGUUAAACUCUUAACAUCAAUUUAUCAAAUACAAAGAAAUGUUAUUGUCAUU
Molecule: messenger RNA, 1635 nt
Organism: Vicia villosa (hairy vetch)
Lineage: Eukaryota; Viridiplantae; Streptophyta; Magnoliopsida; Fabales; Fabaceae
Product: E3 ubiquitin-protein ligase APD3-like
Exons: 7
Coding region: 128-1390 (420 amino acids)
Source: RefSeq, a predicted model, not a curated record